Molecule: messenger RNA, 2339 nt
Organism: Drosophila teissieri
Lineage: Eukaryota; Metazoa; Arthropoda; Insecta; Diptera; Drosophilidae
Gene: Bdp1
Product: transcription factor TFIIIB component B'' homolog
Exons: 3
Coding region: 123-2210 (695 amino acids)
Biological process (GO): RNA polymerase III preinitiation complex assembly
Cellular component (GO): transcription factor TFIIIB complex
Molecular function (GO): TFIIIC-class transcription factor complex binding
Source: RefSeq, a predicted model, not a curated record
CAACACAACACUUGGAAAACUCGUGGUUGCGACCGCAUUGUUUUUGUUGCGCAGAUUUUGAUUCGAUUUGAUGUGUGAAACUGCCGUUGAGCCUGGAAGCAGCCUAAGAGUACCCAGGCAGGAUGUCCAUGCGGCGACAGCGCAUCAAGGCUCCGGCCAACCUGUCGCUUAUCAAACGCAAGCCACGCAAGGAGGAGCUCCCAACGACGAAAAAGGAGGAUGAGGAGGAGGAGGUGGUGGCAGCAGUGGUUGAGUCCCCGCCCGUUGCAUCGACCCCUGCAGCGGAAAUGGAACUAGAGGCUGAUGCAAUCGCCUUCAAGAUGCCCGCUAGCUCGGCUGGCCAACUGGAAGAGGUAUUCCACUCGGACAUCGAGGACAAUGUCAUUCAGAUGGAUUUGCAGAAGACCACGAACGGUUUCCCUAUGUCGCCGAGCAAGGCUCAAGCCCGACAGCGUGUGCGACCCACCCCGGUAUUUGGCCAGCGACGCAACAGUUUUGUAGGCUCACCGAUGGCCAGUGAUUAUGACGGCGACUAUCAGUCGCCAGCCACGCCCACGCGGCGUGAGCGCUACCUUAGCGGUUCUUCGUCGGGAACUCCUCUGCAGCAGCAGGUGCACUCUCCUAUGCCUCCAUCCCCCUAUAAAUACCUUCCGCCCGCCAGUCCGGGCAUGGGACGCAUUCGCACAGAAUCAACCUGUUCCACCUAUUCUGAGGGAGGCAGCAAGCACAGAAAGGGCGAUGAUAAGUCUCAAAAUCAAGGUGGACAGCGGUUAAAUGCCCGGCGAGACUUUGAAACGCGUUUCAAUAAGGGUGUGCCCGACAAGUCCACGUUCAAGAUGAUGGACAUGAUCUUCUACAAUCCGGAGAACAACCCCAUGGUGCCCAAACAGUCGGUGACGACCAUCAAGGAUGAAUCUGGUAGCGAUGAUUCCAAGCCCUCAGUGGGUCAGCUACUGGAGCCGAAGGGAGAGUCCACAUCCGCUAUGUUAGUGCCUCAGCUAAAGCUUGAUGCCAAUGGCGAGAUGAUUAUUGAUGAAAAAACAUUGGAAAUCGAAACCACGGCCGAGGUGGAGGCCCGCAAGGUGCUAGCCAACUCAUCUUUAAUCCUAAUGGACGAGACAACAGGUGAUAAUGGAUUCUACAAACGACACAAGCGCACGCCAUACUGGACCUCCGAUGAGACCGUACGUUUCUAUCGUAGCCUGCAGAUUAUCGGGACGGACUUCUCGCUGAUGUGCCAAAUGUUUCCAACGCGUUCGCGUCGAGAUCUAAAGCUGAAGUACAAAAAAGAAGAGCGGACCAAUGGGCAGCUGAUUAACAAGGCGCUACUUUAUCCAAAGGCCUUCAACAUACAGGAGCUUAAGGAUCAACUGGAAGAGGAGGAUCGCGAACGCGAAGAAAAUGAUCGUCAGUGGAGGGAAAUCGCACGAGCUCUUCCGGGAAACCCUAAAAAGCGUUCGAGAAUACAGCAGCAAAGCAAGGCAUCCCGGGCCCUGAACGAUGGCGAUGUUGUCUACGAAAACGAGAACGUAACGAGUACAAAGCUCGGUAAACAGGCCUGGGCCAAAAGGCGAAAAGAAUUGGAGACUGAUGAGAACGACGGGAGUGCGCCUGCCAAAAAGAAGCCCAAGGCUAAGCGACGGUCUCCCAAGGUUCCAGUUCCAACGACAACGGAGAGUCAGUCCGAUCUGGCGGCCAUUAAGCAGGAAAAAACGAUCAAAACCGAACAAACAGGAAGUCAUUUACCAACAGGGGGAGAACUGCAGGCUGAGCUCAAUGGACUUCUAAUGGAUGAUCCGGUGGAAUAUGAAGUAGAUGUAAACAAGCCACGUGAUAAAACUAUGAUCAAUAUGGAUGAUGGUACCCUAAGCUAUGUAAGCGACGUCGAGCUCACAACUGACACGCCCAAUCGAAAGGCAGAAACAUAUUUAAUAAACUUCAUGGAAGACCAAGAUCAUGGUCAUGAAGUUAUUACGCCGGAUGAUCCCAUUCCGCCGUCCACUACCGAACCGGAUAUCGAACAAAUUCUCGCCGAGCUCGCGGAAGGAUCUUUGGCCCUCGUCUCGUCCUUGGAUCCAGAGCACGAGGACCGGGUGCUCAACGAAAUCUACAUGCUGGACAAGAAGACGGGCGAGUUGUGCGAAACGCCGCUAAAAAUACCAGAGCAUAUUGUUCAAUGCAUAAUGAAUGUUAUGCAGCUAGAGGACUAAAAACAUUUUAUAUUUAUAUUCUAAGAGUAUUUGUUAACAGUUAUAAUUUAUUAAAGCAUUUCGCUAGAUGUAUUUACAAAAGUAUUUCUUUGUUCGUUGCAAAUUAAAACGGAAAUGCGAGUAUGGGAA